UCUAAUUAUGGUGGGUGGGUGGGUCGAUGGAUGCAUUCGUAAUUCCGUCCCUCAGCCCUCCCCCUUCAAAAAGGCAACAAGCACCUCCCUCUCCUAUUUAUUUCUCCAGUCUUCGCCUACUCCGCCUCCACUGUACUACACCUCAAUUUCCGCCCAGGUAGUUACCCCUGAACAGAAGGUUUGAUGGCUUCCAAGAGAAUCCAGAAAGAAUUGAAGGAUUUGCAGAAGGACCCUCCUGCCUCCUGCAGUGCUGGACCCGUUGGUGAGGAUAUGUUCCAUUGGCAAGCUACGAUCAUGGGACCCGCAGACAGCCCGUUUGCUGGGGGAGUGUUUCUUGUCACCAUUCACUUCCCACCUGAUUAUCCCUUCAAGCCGCCCAAGGUGUCUUUCAACACUAAGGUUUACCAUCCAAACAUCAACAGCAACGGCAGUAUUUGCCUUGAUAUCCUGAAGGACCAGUGGAGCCCUGCCCUCACAAUAUCAAAGGUACUUCUAUCUAUCUGCUCCUUGUUGACUGAUCCCAACCCCGACGAUCCUCUGGUGCCUGAGAUUGCGAACAUAUGCAAGACUGAUCGAGCCAAGUACGAGGCCACCGCUCGAUCCUGGACACAGAAGUAUGCGAUGGGUUAAUAUGCUGUGACUGAUUCAUAUCAAGCCAUUGUAUCUUGGACUAGCUAGUAAUAAUAAACAUUGAGAACGAUGGAAUCGUCUUCGUACCUUGUCUGCAAAUCUUGGCCUUGGAUGGUAAUAAAUCUGUUUGCAGUGCUUUUUAAA
Molecule: messenger RNA, 774 nt
Organism: Andrographis paniculata
Lineage: Eukaryota; Viridiplantae; Streptophyta; Magnoliopsida; Lamiales; Acanthaceae
Product: ubiquitin-conjugating enzyme E2 28-like
Exons: 5
Coding region: 184-630 (148 amino acids)
Biological process (GO): protein polyubiquitination
Cellular component (GO): nucleus
Molecular function (GO): ubiquitin conjugating enzyme activity
Source: RefSeq, a predicted model, not a curated record